Striga hermonthica is the source of this 426-nucleotide messenger RNA. NCBI's taxonomy places the organism in Eukaryota, Viridiplantae, Streptophyta, Magnoliopsida, Lamiales, Orobanchaceae. The record is from the annotation of a GenBank genome assembly.
AUGGAUUUGCCGACAAACGAAGCUUUGGUCAGCAAGCCAAGAAAGAAGAAGCCUUUAACAACAGCUCAACACACAUUACCAUCACCCAGCGACAUUACCAAAAGCUCCCACGAAACUCGGACAAAUUCGACUCGAAAGGGGCAAAAGGCAUCCAAGAAGGGGGCCACAUACGAAAUCCCGACAGGUUUCACACCGGACAAGAUAGAUUCGGCUGCAGAUGCCGAGCUGACAGCAGGCAACGAGUACCGAGCCCUAAGGCGAAAGUAUUUGCUUCUGGAAGAGGAAAGCUUUGGGUUAGGACGGGAGUUGAAAGUGGUCGAGGAUGAUAUUAAGGCACUUGAGGAGGAGAAACUGUCUUUACUAGACGAGCUGGUUGUCUUGGAAGGCCUCGUGGACCCUUUAAACGUUCAUGCCAGAAAGCCGUAG